AUGAUGAUCGUAGACGAUGCUCAACAACUGGCAUUUUAUCUUGGUAUUUGUCUCUUCAUCGCCUGUCUAAUUGGAAAUGGUAUCAAUAUUCUCGUCUUUUCCAAAGCUCGCACUUAUCGAACAAAUCCUUGUACCUUCUAUUUUCUCAUGGGUUCAAUCGAUAACAUGUUCUACGUCUUACUCAAUCUUACCAUUCGUAUCUUAAGUGACACUUAUAAAAUUGAUAUAUACAGAGCAUCUGACGUGUGGUGUAAAAUACGACAGUUUUUUCUCUUUGUUCCUGCUCUUAUCUCUGUGACUUUCUCAUGCUCAGCCAUCAUCGAUCAGUUUCCAAUCACAUCAAGAAAUGUCCAACUUCGAAAUUCAAGUGAAACUAAAUGUUUAGGUGAAUAA
Molecule: messenger RNA, 393 nt
Organism: Adineta ricciae
Lineage: Eukaryota; Metazoa; Rotifera; Eurotatoria; Adinetida; Adinetidae
Source: the annotation of a GenBank genome assembly